AUGGGAAAACGCAAGCAGGAUCUUGGUGAUGUCGCCAUGGGCGGCACUAAGGACGACGAGUCAUCCGACGAUGACACUGACAUGAUCAAUGUCGACUUUGAAUGGUUUGACCCGCAACCUGCGAUCGAUUUCCACGGCCUCAAGAACCUGAUCCGCCAAUUAUUCGACAAUGAUGCUCAGAUCUUCGAUUUGUCUGCCCUUGCCGAUUUGAUCCUGUCGCAACCGACGCUCGGAUCCACUGUGAAGACUGACGGCAAUGAGUCCGACCCGUACGCUUUCUUGUCUGUUUUGAACCUGCAGGAGCACAAGGACAAACCGGUCGUACAGGAAUUGAUCAAAUAUAUUACUUCCAAAGCCGCCGGUAACCCCUCUCUGUCUGCCCUCCACGAGCUCGUCUCCCAGGACCCCAUCGCGCCCAUUGGCCUGAUUCUGACCGAGCGAGUCAUCAACAUGCCGUCUCAAGUCAUCCCGCCCAUGUAUAACAUGCUCUUGGAGGAGAUUGCUUGGGCAAUUCAGGACAAGGAGCCUUAUAACUUCUCGCACUACCUCAUUAUUUCCAAGGGCUACGAGGAGAUUGAAUCGAAGCUGGAUCUUGAAGAGUCCCGGCCACAGAAGAAGACCAAGAAGGGUGGUGCUGCUGCCCAGCGGUUCUUCUUCCACCCCGAGGACGAGGUUCUGCAACGCCAUGCUUUGUGCUCUGGCUCAUACGAGUUCACUCACAAGCAGGAUGACGGCCACUCGGACUCCAAGCGUGCAUUCCAGGAGCUUGGUAUUAUCACCAGCGGAAGCAUGAUGUUGAUUGAGGGAGCCAAGUUCGAGUCUACUGUUAAGGCUGUGCAGGAGUACCUGCAGUAA
Molecule: messenger RNA, 855 nt
Organism: Penicillium verhagenii
Lineage: Eukaryota; Fungi; Ascomycota; Eurotiomycetes; Eurotiales; Aspergillaceae
Product: protein-transporting protein BCP1
Exons: 3
Coding region: 1-855 (284 amino acids)
Cellular component (GO): nucleus
Source: RefSeq, a predicted model, not a curated record